UCUAAUCGUCCAAUCAGAGCCGCCGCAGGAAGUUUAAAAGCAGCUCUGACAGCGGGUCGAUUUGAAUGUUGUUUUGAUUUCUGAACAUCUGAAAACUGUAAAAGAUCCAGGUGACGUCAUGGCUGAGGUGGGAUCCUGCAGACAGUUGGCCAAUCACAGCGAGUCGUUGUUGUCGUCACAGACACACCUGAGCAGAGGGGCGGGGCUUCAGGAGGAGGGCGGGUUCCCUCAGCAGAGUGCGUACUGUAAAGACGGGCUGAGGAGAGGAGGAACUGAGUUCAGCUUCGAGGAGCGAAGAGCCGAAAGAUACAACCAGCAGAAACAGCAGCAGAUGGACGAGAGGCUGAAGCAGCUGCAGCAGGUGGAGCAGCAGCUGAAUCAGGAGCUGGAGGAGAAGACGAGACUGUUGCAGCUCAGAAGAUCACAGCAGGUGCUUCAUGGAGGCUCCGCCCCUCAGAUCUGUGACUCAGGUAGACCACCGAGCGCCGCCUCCUUCCAGAUAUUUGAUGAGUCUCAGUCGCAGCCGGCCGCUGCCGCCGCUGCACUGCCUUCUGGAAACUCAAACGAGCUGCUGGACGACGUUUUCCUCCGACCUGACGAGAAAGGUCUGAGUGUGAAGAUCCAGUAUCCUCAUCCAGGUGGCGUCACUCCGUCUGAACACUCUCAGCAGGAAGUGAUGCAGUCUGAUGUCUACGAGGCUGCUGAAGGUCAUCAGAAGGGGGCGACGGAGGACCUGCAGACUCAGGCGGAGCCCCGCCCCCUCGCCGUCUCCCAGAAACCAGUGUUAAAAACCAGGAAGGAGCUGAGUCCCAUCCAGGAGACCAGCGUGGAGGCCAGCUCUCUGACCUCACUGGGAGCAAUGUCUGCUGGGAACUGUAGUCCUCUGGAGGAGGACCAGGAGGACAUGGACCACGCCCCCUCACCUGGUGGGGGCGCUGUGGAUCCCAGUGACCCGGACGUACGGCGGCGGCUGCUGGACCUCUGUGAUGUCACUUCCUCUCCAGACUUCCACUCAGAGCCCCGCCCCCUCCCUACAGUGGAGGAGCACAGCUGUCUGCAGCUCGGGGGCGACGUGUUUCACAUCUUCUCCAGGAUUCUGGACGGAGGAAGUUUCUCCGUCUAUAAAGGAGCCACAAAGGACGACGACGUGGUCAUCAAGGUGGACGGCUGCUCCGUCCUCUGGGAUUUCCACCUGUUUCAGCGUCUGAAGCAGAACUCUUCCUCCGCCGCCGCCAGUCUUCCUCUGAUCAGCUGUUUCCUGUUCCUGGAUGGCUGCGUCACCGUCUACACCAGCCCGCCGGAUCACGUGUUCACCGAGCUGACAGAGUGUGUUCCCAGUGAGGCGUCGGUGGGUUAUAAAGCUGUCGGUUUGCUGCAGCUUGUGUCACAGCUGCACUCCUGCAGGCUGCUUCAUGCAGCGCUGCAGCCACACCUGCUCAUCUGCUGCCACAGAGGUUUGCUGAGUCCUGAUUGGGUGUUCCCGGUGGACUGGUCGUCCUCGGUGGACCUGGACCUCCAGCGGAUCACGGCGGUGCAGCAGCUCCCCUCAGCUCAGACCUACAUCAGCCUGGGAGUCCUGGAGCCCUCCGCCCCUCCUCAGCUGGUGGACCUGGUGGGCGUGGCCGAAACCGUCCACCUGCUCCUGACCAACAGCAGGAUGGUUCCAGUGAAGGAUGACGACGGCUGGACGGCAGAGCAUUUCAGCGGAGACCAACCCUGCGACAUGUUUUCCAGGAUGUGGAGGAGGUUUUUCCGGUCGUUGCUGAACGCCGGCGGUCGUUCAUCGCUGUCCAUCCUGUCGGAGCUGACGGAGCUGCUGUCAACACUUUACCACUGAAACAUCGUCUAUUUAUUCUGUCUGCUCGUUUGUCUCCAUAUCUGUGUUUUUCUUUCUAACUAAAUAAAUAAAAAGGAUGUUUUAGAGGA
Molecule: messenger RNA, 1926 nt
Organism: Thunnus maccoyii (southern bluefin tuna)
Lineage: Eukaryota; Metazoa; Chordata; Actinopteri; Scombriformes; Scombridae
Gene: bub1ba
Product: BUB1 mitotic checkpoint serine/threonine kinase Ba
Exons: 16
Coding region: 119-1837 (572 amino acids)
Biological process (GO): mitotic spindle assembly checkpoint signaling; meiotic sister chromatid cohesion, centromeric
Molecular function (GO): protein kinase activity
Source: RefSeq, a predicted model, not a curated record